Molecule: messenger RNA, 348 nt
Organism: Staurois parvus
Lineage: Eukaryota; Metazoa; Chordata; Amphibia; Anura; Ranidae
Source: the annotation of a GenBank genome assembly
GGUGUUCCAAUCCCCUCCAUAUCAUGUGAUUCAGGUGUUCCAAUCCCCUCCAUAUCAUGUGAUUCAGGUGUUCCAAUCCCCUCCAUAUCAUGUGAUUCAGGUGUUCCAAUCCCCUCCCAAGCAUGUGAUUCAGGUGUUCUAAUCCCCUCCCAAUCAUGUGAUUCAGGUGUUCCAAUCCCCUCCAUAUCAUGUGAUUCAGGUGUUCCAAUCCCCUCCAUAUCAUGUGAUUCAGGUGUUCCAAUCCCCUCCCAAUCAUAGUCAAUAGCUAAAGACCUCCAAACUUGGUGUGGCCUUCAGAUGAGCCCAACAACAGUGUGUAGAGAGCUUCAUGGAAUGGGUUUCCAUGGC